AUGAGGGGCAAUCCACCAGUGAUUCGACAACAACAAGACAAGAGGCAAUCCUUGGAGGAUCUACUUGCAAAGUACAUCACCAUGACUGAGAUGGUAAUGCAGAAUCAACAGGCUUCUAUACAUAACUUAGAAAAUCAUAUGGGACAGAUAGCAGCUGCAUUAGCCAACAAACCACAGGGUGCCUUGUCGAAUGACACAGAGAAGAACCCACGGGAGCAGGUAUUAGCAGUUGAGGUGGUAAAUUAUGCAACUAUUGAGCUCCCAUCACUCACAUCCACCAUCCCUGUCAAGGCUUAUGCGCCACCUUUUCCAUUCCCUCAAAGACUCCAACGCCAGCCAACAGUGGAGCCUGUUCAAGCCAUCACUACUAAGAGUGGUGUUCAAUUGCCUGAAAUCACUACAAAGAGGAAGGAGAUAGAGAGAACUCAAACGCCUGGUAAGGGUAAGGAACCAAUGGAGCAGUCUGAAGAAGCAAUAGAAAAGGGCCAACUGAUAGUUUCAGACAGUCAACAGCUUAAGACAAAGGUUCCUAGCACUUCACCGAUACAUCCAGUCCCUUUUUCUCAAAGGUUGCAGAAAACCAAGUUGGAAAAGCAAGCUAUGAAAUUCCUAAAGGUCCUCAAAAAGCUGCAUGUUAACAUCCUAUUCAUUGACCCUAUAAUUCAAAUCCCAAAUUAUUCUAAUUUUUUGAAAGAGAUGCUGACUAAAGAGAUGAAGAUGCCUGAGCAUGAAACAAUAAUACUAUCUAAAGAGUGCAGCAUGAUCAUCCAGCACAGGAUCCAUCCUAAACUAAAAGAUCCAGAGAGUUUCACUCUACCCUGCUCCAUAGGAAACUUACAAGUUAUUAAUUGUUUAAUAGAUUCAGGAGCAAGUAUUAACUUAAUUCAUUUGUCUCUUUAUGGAAAUUUGGGAUUGGGAGAUCCUAAGGAGGCUUCUAUCAUCCUUCAGCUGGCGGACAGUUCGCUUAAACAUUCCUAUGGAAUAGUCGAGGACAUGCUCAUCAAGAUGUGA
Olea europaea var. sylvestris is the source of this 1011-nucleotide messenger RNA. RefSeq lists its product as uncharacterized. The transcript has a single exon. The record is from RefSeq and is a predicted model, not a curated record. Bases 1 to 1011 code for a protein of 336 amino acids. NCBI's taxonomy places the organism in Eukaryota, Viridiplantae, Streptophyta, Magnoliopsida, Lamiales, Oleaceae.